AUUUUAUGGCGGUUUCCUGUGGUUCUCGUUUUAGUUUCUCUAUUCCGUGCUAGUUGGUUUACAUAUUCAGGCUUCUUGUUUGGAUACAGCUCCAUACACAGGAAGAAUGGAGACAGCAGAUUACGACUGGUUUAUCGCGGACAGAGCGGAAAGCACGAGAGAGGGCGAAAAUACUUCAAGAGGAGAAACAGGAAAGCAUUCAAACUGGUGUCAAAGAUCCUAAAAAAAAACAGAGUCUGAUUGGACCAAGGAGGAUGUGGCCAUGUUGCAGCAGAGUGAGGGGGUGAUGCAGGAGCUGAAACUGCACAAAACACAACGGGAGACCCUUAAGAGAAAGCUAGGGGAGGUCUUUGAUGAUCCUGAAGAAUUAAAGCUCAAAGUGAAACAGCUGGCCACUGCGAUUCGUAAAGCCAAACACCUUGUUGUGUACACAGGAGCUGGCAUUAGCACGGUUUGCACUGGGUGCUCUCCAGCUAGGGAGGGCAUCCAUCUGUUUGACGUGACAACGCACAGACAUGGCACUGGGCGGAGGUGCCCCAAGUGUGGAGGGGAGCUGAGGGAUACUAUCGUCCACUUCGGGGAGCGGGGUGUCCUGGAGCAGCCCCUGAACUGGAAGGGAGCAGAGAAGGCAGAUCUCAUUCUCUGUCUCGGAUCCAGCUUGAAGGUCCUCAAGAAGUAUGCCUGCCUGUGGUAGUAAGAUGCUAGAGAUGUACAUUGUUAAUUUACAGGUACAGUACUAAAAAAAAAAACAUAUUAACAAUUGUAACAAUAAUAAUCAAAUUAUUUAUUGAUUGGGACCCCACGAUAACAAAUCGAUAAUAUUUUAAUGAAGUCGAAUAUUCCAUUAAUUUGUAUAUAUUAAUUUACUGUGAAGAACGUAAUCUGUUUAAGAAAGUUGUGUUUUUACCUUUGUGUUUUGAAGCAAUGCACUAUCCGCAACCUUUUUUGUUUUUGAUUGCUGUGUGAGUCUAAAUGCCGUUGGAUCGUAGCUCGACGUAUGUGAUCCAAUUAAACAUUGCAGGUUGUGCAAAAUAGUUUGCCACCAGUAGAAUGCAAAAUUAUUGUACAUGUUCCACUGCAGUAAUUAUUAUUAUUAUUUUUUUUAAUUCAUUUUGGACACUCGCUUAACAAUAUCAGUUGAGAUCUCCUAGGAUACUAAACUAUACUAGGUCGGCCAGGGUGUCCUCGGCUGCCGCUCACCAGCGAAGUGAAAAAUAAGCGGUCGGCUGAUGGCGCAUGCUUUGGAGGACAGCGUGUGUUCGUCUUCGCCCCUCCCGAGUCAGCGCGGGGGUGGUAGCGGUGAGCUGAGCCUAAAAAUAAUGGGCUAUUCUAAAUUGGGAGAAAAUUAUAAAAAAAAAAAACAAUUGGCAACUACUAAAUUAAAAACAAAAAAGGGGGAUCCCGUGAUAUUAAAUUAUAUGAACUAUUUCUGUAAUUAUUAUUAUUAAUGGGCUGAAUAUUAAUUGAAUAUUAUUCUUGAGCUGAAUACAUUUGAAUGUUUUUUUAAUUUUUUUAAACAAUAUGCAAGUAUGGAUGGUUACCAACCCCUUUAAGACCAUGUACAUUUUGUGAAACAAAAUGUUUGUAAGAAAGUUGCUGUGACUGUACAGUAUUGUAAAUUGCUGAAAAGUUACAGUACAGACCUCUGUGACAAAUAAAUAAUAAAAAAUA
Acipenser ruthenus (sterlet) is the source of this 1671-nucleotide messenger RNA. RefSeq names its product NAD-dependent protein deacetylase sirtuin-7-like. Gene Ontology annotation, molecular function: NAD+ binding. NCBI's taxonomy places the organism in Eukaryota, Metazoa, Chordata, Actinopteri, Acipenseriformes, Acipenseridae. The record is from RefSeq and is a predicted model, not a curated record. Bases 263 to 694 code for a protein of 143 amino acids. The transcript has 5 exons.